This is a messenger RNA of Hirundo rustica (Barn swallow), 2433 nucleotides long. Its product is annotated as zinc finger protein 70-like. The record is from RefSeq and is a predicted model, not a curated record. Bases 1 to 936 code for a protein of 311 amino acids. Gene Ontology annotation, molecular function: RNA polymerase II cis-regulatory region sequence-specific DNA binding; DNA-binding transcription factor activity, RNA polymerase II-specific. Lineage: Eukaryota; Metazoa; Chordata; Aves; Passeriformes; Hirundinidae. The transcript is spliced from 4 exons. Gene Ontology annotation, biological process: regulation of transcription by RNA polymerase II.
AUGUCGCGGUGCCCGCGGUGCCCCCCGGCCCCGAUCCGCGGCGGUGUCCCCCCGCGCCGCCCGCUGUCCCCGGGGCGCUCCCCGCUCUCACCCCGCUCUCCCCGCGGUUCCGGCCCGGGCAGGGGCGCGGCCUCCGCUCCCGCCACAGCGCUGCCGCGUGUCCCCCCAAACCAGGCGGACCUGGCCACCCCUCCCCCGACUCCCCGCGUCUAUUCCACCCCCGAUGGUGGGCGGGUCCUUGUUGUCCCUCCCUCUUGUUUUUUGGGGGGGUCGCCCUGGGUGGGUCGGGGGGAUUCGGAGGCCUCCCCCCGGCACGCUGCGGCGCUGGCGGCCCCCCGGGAUCCCUUCCCCCCGAGCUCCCUGAAGCCCCCCGUGCUCCCUGUCAGGGGGUUCUCCCAUCUGGGUGACGGCGGCAAUGGAAGCGGGGGGGUGUCGGCCCCCCGAGAUCCCCCUGACCCCCCGGAUCCCCGGGACACCCGGCUGCUCGAGGGUCCCCCCACAGCCCAUCACGGCCCAGCUCGGCCACGCCGGAAGCCCCCCAGGUCCCCUGUGGGGGGACCAAGACCCCUGAAGGAGCUGCUGGCGCCAGAGGGGGCCAGGCUGAACCCCACCAUCUGCGGGGAGUGUGGGAAGGGCUGCAGGCGGAGCUCAGACCUGGCGCAGCACUGCAUCAUCCGCACCGGGGAGCGACCAUUUACCUGCGGUGCCUGCGGGAAGGGCUUCAGCCAGAAUUCCAACCUGGCCACGCACCAGCGCAUCCACACUGGGGAGAAGCCCUUCGGAUGCCAGGACUGUGGGAAGCGCUUCGGGGAGAGCUCGGCACUGGUCCAGCACCGGCGGACGCACGCCGGGGAGCGGCCGUACCGGUGCGGGGAAUGCGGGAAGAGCUUCAGCGUCAGCUCCAACCUGCGGCGACACCACCGUACCCAUGGGUGAGAGCGGCCCCAUCCCUGCCCCGAGUGUGGGGACGCUUUCUGGAACCCUGGACAGCUCCAGAGGCACCUCAGGGAGCGCGUGGUGUGAGGGGGAAGCAGGGUGGGCAUGGGGACAGGGACCCCUGGAUGGGGGUAGGGACGCUGUGACAGGGACACCAGGGCAAGGAUGGGGAUAAGGACACCAAGGUCGGGGCACAAGAACGGGGAUGUAUUGGUUUGGCACAGCCUGGAUUUUGGUAGCGGGGGGGCCACAGUGUGGCUUCUGUGAGAAGCUCCUAGAAGCUUCCACCAUGUCCGGUCGAGCCAACCUCUGAUGGCUCUGAAGAUGGACGUGCUGCUGUCCCAAUUAGAGGGGCCGGUAACGCCUCUGUGAUGACAUAUUUGAGAAGACGAUCAAAAGGGUGUUCGCGCAGGUUUUUUUCCCGGGGUGGCGAAGCGCUGCUGCCAGGGCCAUCCUGGCACAGCCCGCGGCAAUGUGCUGUGGCCGCUGCUGUCUCGGCGGGGCCCACGGCCUUGCCCACCUGGCCGCCCCGAGCCUGCCGCGCCGCGGUGAGAAGGGCAGGGACGGUGGCGGCAGCUUCCCCUUGCCAGCACCCCGCGUGAGGAGAGGCGUUAAAUAGCGCCAGCGCCGCGGCAGCCACUGCCCGUGCUGUGCCCGGCUGACAGCGGGAGCAUGAGGAGCAAUUCCCCUGCGUGGAGCCUGGGUGAAAUCCACUUGGCGCUGCGGGAUCCUGCAGGAAUCUUUGAACUGCCGGGACUUGUAGGCAAUGGUGCCUACAAGCAGCAGUUUUUCUUCCAGUCGGAGAAGAGGAGGAAGUGAGGACGCGUGAGGGAAAACAACGUGGCAACAGCAAGGUCAGUGGAAAAAGAGGGGGAGGAGGUGCUCCGAGCGCCAGACCCGGGAUUCCUCUGCAGGCCGUGGUGAGGAUUCUGGUGAAGCCAACUGUCCCACUGCGAUGCGCAAAGUCCAUGGGGGAUGCAGGGAUCCACUCGCAGCCUGUGGGAAACCUCACACCAGAGCAGGUGGAGGCCAGAGAGAGCUGUCAUCCAGUGGGAGACCCGAACAGAGAGAGAGGAUCCCUGCUUCCAGAGACAGAAACAGAGCCAUUGCUGCCAAACUAGAGCAGCCUGUCCUUAGAGGACUGCACCCCAUGGAUGAGGAACCCAGGCCACAGCAGUUUCAGGAAGACUGUUUUCCCAUGGGAGGGACCACACGGAAUAGCAAAAAAGAGACUUCUCUCCCUGAACGAGAAAAAGAUCUCGAGUGGUGAACUGACCAAAGCCCCCAUGAUGCCCUGUCUCCCUGCACUGUUGGUGGGAAGGAGAAAGGGGCUGGAGGGAAGAAAAGGUAUUUUAAGGGCUUAUUUUACUUCUCCUUGUCCUCCUCUGAUUCUAUUAGUAAUAAAUUUACUUUAUGCCUUUAAAUUUGAACCUGUUUUGCCCUUAGAGUAUUUUUUUCCCAGUCCUUAACACACAAACCCUUCAUUAAUUCUUGUUU